Molecule: messenger RNA, 1332 nt
Organism: Penicillium canariense
Lineage: Eukaryota; Fungi; Ascomycota; Eurotiomycetes; Eurotiales; Aspergillaceae
Product: putative monooxygenase
Exons: 2
Coding region: 1-1332 (443 amino acids)
Biological process (GO): secondary metabolite biosynthetic process
Molecular function (GO): monooxygenase activity; FAD binding
Source: RefSeq, a predicted model, not a curated record
AUGGCCAAGGUCCCACAGGACUUGCAAAUCGCCAUUAUUGGCGCCGGCAUGGGUGGUUUGACCACUGCCCUUGCUCUGGCAAAGCGCGGGUUCAAGAACAUUGAUGUGUAUGAGAAUGCGCACGACCUCGGCUUCGUUGGCGCGGGUAUUCAGCUGGCGCCAAACAUGGCCCGCGUGCUCGAUGGUCUGGAUGUGUGGCGCGGUAUCGAGGCCGAAGCGGUUAACAUUUCAGACACGUCUGUCCGAGAGGGCGCAACCGAUACGGAGCUUGCGCACGUGGAACUGGACUACAUUGAGAAGACCUAUGGCUACAAGCACAUGGUAGGCCACCGCGCAUCGCUGGCGGGCGGACUGUUCGAGGGAUGCAAGCAGCAGCCGGCGAUCAAGUUCCACUUCGCUAUCACGGCCGAGGAUGUCGAUUUCGGCUCCCGGCCAUCCUUCACUGCCGUGCCCCGCGACGAGGGCAAGGCCCCCUUCAGGGUGGAGUGUGAUGUUCUCCUCGCUGCCGAUGGCAUCAAGAGUCUGGCCCGCAUGGAGAUGCUCAAGCGAUUAAAUGUCAACGUCGGCGUCAAGGAUACCAACCAAGCCGCCUACCGGAUCAUGAUCCACAAGGACCAGAUUAAGGACGACCCGGAGCUCUUGGCCCUCAUUAACAACACGCGUGUGACCCGCUGGAUUGGUGCGAAGCGCCAUAUCAUUGCCUACGCGGUCUCCAACAAUACCAUCUACAACCUCUCCACCACCCAGCCCGAUACCAACUUCGCCGCUGCUACCAAUGCCACCUACACUACCAAGGGAUCCAAGAAGGCCAUGCUGGAACUCUUUGGCGAUUUCUGCCCCAUGGUCAAGCGCAUGCUGGACUACGUUCCCGAGGGCGAGGUUUGUGAGUGGAAGCUGCGCGUUCACGACCCUCUCCCCACUUGGGUCUACGACAACGUCGCCCUGGUUGGCGAUGCUUGCCACCCCACCCUGCCCCAUCUGGCCCAGGGUGCCGCCCAGGCCAUUGAAGAUGGUGCUGUGAUUGCCGUUGUUCUCGCUCGUCUGCCCGAUACCACGCCCGAGUCCAUCAACAAGGCUCUCCGUGUCUACGAGAAGGUUCGCAAGGGCCGCGCGGAGGCGCUGGUCGAAAUGGCCGCUGCCUCCGGUCGUGCCAUGCAUUUGGGUGAUGGUGCCGCUAAGGAGGAGCGCGACCGCCAGUUCGCCGCUCUUCGCCAGGGCAAGGGCCCUGUUCCAGACAAGUGGGCCGAUGCGGAUGUCCAGCGGGAGAUCUACGGCUUCGACUGCACGAAGGUUGCCGAGGAUAACUUUGAUGAAUACUUCAAGCAGAUGUAA